CGCCCCCGAGCGUGGGCGCUCAUCCGAGCUUGGGGCCCGGGGUCGGCCGGCCGGGCGGGAGUCUCGCAGUCGCGGAGGCCUCGGACGUGCAGCCAGUGACGGGACGGACGGGGCUCGCCCCGGGAAGGAGCGUUCGAGCCGAUUCCCGAAGACCUCGCAGCCCGUGCCGUGUUCUCGGUGAAAACGUGUUCGAAUUGCGUUUUAGCAGCUUGGCGAAGAGUGCGGGGCCGAAAGGCCAGGUGUGGGUUGGCUCCCCGGUGGUCUCGCCCGUGUCGGCAGCGUACAAGAUAGCCACGGAGCGUCCAUUGAUCAGCUUUAGUCAAGAUUGUCGAUGGAGGGCUCUUUUUGUUUAACGUGGAAAGAUAAUUAAAAGUGACCUUUCGUUGGUCAUUUUGAAAAUUUCGACAGGGGAGAUCCUUAGAAGGGAAAGUAUGGGAACAAAAGCAUUUGACGCGAGUUCUCGCCAUUGAAACUUAGAACCACUCCUGGAUGUCCUUCCGCGCGUUCUCUAGGAGUGAUUCCAGAUGAUGACUUUGACCAGUUUGAUAAGCCUGGUGCAGAACGGUCAUGGAGAAGAAGAGCUGCAGAUGAAGACUGGGACAGUGAACUUGAAGAUGACUUACUUGGAGAAGAUUUACUAUCUGGCAAAAAGAAUCAGUCAGAUUUGUCAGAUGAAGAGCUAAAUGAUGACCUUUUACAGAGUGAUAAUGAAGAUGAAGAAAAUUUCAGUUCUCAGGAUGUCACAAUCAGUCUCAAUACCACAUCUGGUAUGGUUACAUCAUUUGAACUUUCUGACAACACUAAUGACCAAUCUGGAGAGCAGGAAUCCGAGUAUGAACAAGGAGAGGAUGAGCUAACUUACCACAAAUCUGAUGGUCCGGAAUUAUAUACUCAGGAGUACCCAGAGGAAGGACAGUAUGAAGGCCAUGAUACAGAGUUGACAGAAGACCAAAUAGAGUAUGGGGAAGAGCCGGAGGAGGAACAGCUAUACAGUGAUGAAGUGUUGGACAUCGAAAUCAAUGAACCUUUAGAUGAAUUUACAGAUGAAGAAUACUUGCAGGCUUAUGGUGGGCAACAAGGGCUGCAAGAGCAGGAAGACUGUGUUGCUGAAGAUGGAUUAGAUGAGAUUACUGGUUCCUAUGUUGCUCCUGAGACCGAAGAGGGAGGUAUCGAAACUUUGGAACUCCAGAAGGACAUAAAAGAAGAAUCAGAUGAAGAAGAUGACGAGGAUGAAGAAUCUGGACGAUUACGUUUCAAAACUGAAAGGAAAGAAGGAACAAUUAUUAGGCUCUCAGAUGUAACUAGAGAGAGAAGGAACAUUCCAGAAACUUUGGAACUUUCAGCAGAAGCCAAAGCUGCAUUGCUUGAAUUUGAAGAAAGAGAGCGACAGCACAAGCAAGGACGCUACGGAUCCCGGCGAGGAGGCAGGAGAGGUGGCUCUCUGAUGUGUCGUGGCAUGGGAGACCAGAGAAGAGAGAGCAGUGAGAGGGGGAGGAUGAAAGAUCACAGGCCUGCCCUGCUUCCUACGCAACCUCCAGGCAUGACUCACUCUCCGAGAUUGAUCCCCCCUCCACAGCCACAGCCACCCCCUCCACCUCCACCACAGCAGCAGCAGCCCAUCAGGAGCCUGUUCCAGCAGCAACAGCACCCUCAGCCUCUGCUCCCACUGCAGCACCCGCAUCAUCCAUCCCCCCCUCAGGGCGUGCACAUGCCCCCGCAGAUGGAGGCCCCCCGAGUGAUGCUGACACCACCUCCUGUGACUCCGCAGCAGCCCAAGAACAUCCACAUCAACCCACACUUCAAGGGCACGGUAGUGACCCCUGUUCAAGUGCCCUUGCUGCCAGUUCCGAGCCAGCCGAGGCCCGCCGUGGGACCCCAGAGAUUCCCAGGUCCUCCGGAGUUUCCACAGCAUACACCUGGACCUGUUCCCAACAAUUUUAGCCAGCCCCCACGACUUCCUCUCCAGGACCAGUGGAGAGCCCCGCCCCCGCCGCAGGAUCGAGACCCAUUCUUCCUGGGAGUUUCAGGUGAACCAAGGUUUCCCAGUCACCUGUUCCUGGAACAGCGCAGCCCUCCUCCACCCCCACCACCUCCUACGCUUCUGAACAGCAGUCAUCCCGUUCCUGCACAGAGUCCUUUAACAUUCACGCAGCCAGGACCAGCAUUUAAUCAGCAAGGACAGCAGCCGGUGUUCCCGAGAGAGAGGCCCGUGCGACCAGCCCUGCAGCCCCCAGGGCCAGUGGGGAUCCUGCACUUCAGCCAGCCAGGGUCCGCCACAACCCGGCCCUUCAUUCCUCCUAGACAGCCGUUCCUGCCCGGCCCAGGCCAGCCCUUCCUGCCCACACAUGCACAGCCCAACCUGCAGGGGCCCCUGCACCCUCCACUGCCCCCUCCUCAUCAGCCGCAGCCCCAGCCACAGCAGCAGCCACAGCCCCAUCAGCACCCGCCGCAGCACCAUCAGCAUCAACCCCCACACCAGGCCCCACUGCAGCCCCCGCACCAGCCUCCUCCUCAGCACCAGCCCCCUCCCCAGCACCAGCCUCCUCCCCAGCACCAGCAUCACCACCACCUCUCUGCGCCACCCCCUCCUCUGAUGCCUCUGUCUCAGCCACAGUUCCGGCCACAUGUGCAGACGGCGCAGCCGCAACCCAGCAGCAGUCGGGUGCAGUGCCCCCCACGCCAGGGCCUGCGGCAUAAUGCAGCAUCUCAGAAUGUAACCAAACGUCCCAUGCAGCAGAUGCAGCCCACAGCUCCCAGGAAUAGCAAUUUGCGUGAAUUACCCAUAGCGCCGUCUCACGUUAUAGAAAUGAGCGGGAGUCGCUGCUCCUCCACACCUGCCGGUCAGGUGAAGCCCAUCGUCAGCACAUCCCCGCCUUCAAGGGCUGUGGUGGCUUCCAGGAACUCACAGGGAAAAACUGAUGUGAAAGUCAAGCCAGGUAGCCCUUCGGCUCAACCUAAGGAAGAAUCAAAAACAGAACCAGAGUUUCCUGAUGAAGAUGAAGAAACAAGAUUAUAUCGCUUAAAGAUAGAAGAGCAGAAACGCCUAAGGGAAGAGAUCCUGAAGCAGAAGGAGCUGCGGAGGCAGCAGCAGGCAGGUGCUCGGAAGAAGGAGUUGUUGGAAAGACUUGCACAGCAGCAGCAGCAGCACCUCUACACCCCACAUGCCCCAGGGGAGCAGGAGGAGCAGGUGGCUGCCCCCUCCCCCACCAACGGGAACCCCCUGCUACCCUUCCCAGGUGCACAGAGCAGGCAGAAUGUGAAGACCAGACUUCUUGUGAAAAACCAAGAUGUCACUCUGCCAAGUGUUCAGCCCAAAACAUCAAACUUUGUACCAUCUGGUGCUAACAUGCAGUAUCAAGGACAGCAGACUAAACCACUGAAACAUUUGAGACAGGCCAGAAUAGUUCCUCAGAGUCAAACACCGCACCAAGUACUGCAGAUCAAACCUGCAGACAUGGAGGAGCUCCCACCCACCCCCCAGGCAGCCCGAGUGCCAUCUCUGCAGGGCCGGCCCCAGGACAUAAAGCCUGGUGUGAAGAGGACGGUAAUGCACCGAGCCAACAGUGGAGGCUGUGGCGAUGGGCCUCAUGUGAGCUCCAAGCUCAGGGUGAUUAAGUUGUCAACAGGGCAGGGAGGAGAGAGUGACGGCUUUUUCCACCUCGAGGGCCAGCCCCAGCGACUUCCUCAGCCUCCAGAAGUGAGACAACAACCUGCCCGCAAGGUGACGCUGACCAAGGGUGUCCCUCAGCAGCCCCAGCACGCCCCCGUGGGCCCCCACGUGCACUCGGCUAUUCCUCCAGGGAUCAAAAGCAUCCAAGGCAUUCACCAGGCCAAGAAGCCCAUCAUGCAUGGACGAGGCCGAGGAGUGGCAGGUCUCAUGGGCCGGGGGCGCCUAAUGCCCAACAAGCAGAACCUUCGGGUGGUGGAGUGCAAGCCGCAGCCCUGCGUGGUGUCCGUGGAGGGGCUGUCCUCAUCCACCACCGACGUCCAGCUGAAGAGCCUGCUGAUGUCAGUGGGGCCCAUCCAGAGCCUGCAGAUGCUUCCCCAGCAGCGGAAAGCCAUCGCAAAGUUCAAGGAACCAGCACACGCACUGGCAUUUCAGCAGAAGUUCCACAGGCAUAUGAUAGAUUUGUCCCACAUAAAUGUGGCCCUGAUCGUGGAGUGAGGUCUAACUGGAGAGUCUCGCCUCAUCUGCACACAUAUGAAUUUCAAGGAAGCUGCCGCUGGCAAGGACCCCAGGAGUGCAGCCUCUUCGGUCCACAGCCUGUAACUCUUACCCAAGCGGCAGCCAGCACCGGUGACUGCACAGAUCUAUCUGGGUGACAGGACAAGGCGAGCGAGAUGGGUGUGGGUUGCUUUGCAUUCCAUUACCCACAAGAACUCUGUUCUUGUUUCCGUUUGUUUCCAAGUGCUCAUGAUGCAUGUAGACCCUGUUCUCCAUGAUCCUGCUAUAUGAUUAAUCAGUGAUUCAGUCAGGAGAAAACAUUAUGCCGCAGGUUCUGAGUAUUUUUCACAGCAAAGAAUACUUGAUAAUGGUUGCACUUAUCUUCAGCGCAGGCUAGAAAGGAGUGUCUGAACUAAGCUUCACCAGAAAUGUCUCCUCUGCCCUCAAAGGCUCUGGUGAAAGUACAGUUAAAAUUGGGUGAUUAUCAAUUGACACAUGCAUAGCCUGGAAAGCCAGGUGUGAGCGGGGGUUGGGAUGGUGCCAUUCGAAGUGGCCAUUCUGCUGCUUGUAGAUAUCUCCAAAGUGCCCACUGUGCAUUCCUGGUUCUCAAGAGAACUCCCACCUGUCCAUUCUCUCCCAGGCAGGUGCAGUGCUGACAGGUACAGGAUGCCCACAGUCCCUGGGGGGCCCAGUUUCCUGCCCUGCGACCUGAGGCACUGGUGAGGGGUAGUCAGACCAGCUUGGGUUUUCUUCUUUUUAAAUGCAGCCCCAGGUGGUAUGUUUGUAGCACUGGCUCAGUGACAUGAACUAUCAUUGAUUUGAUUGCCUUUUUGCUUUGAAGGCCUUUUUGCAGGGGCUUCACCGUCCUUUAGGGACCCAAGAGCUCGCUCUGGCUCGCUGAUCUCCACACCUUUGUGUGAGGAUGACUGUCUCACAGGGAUGUCCUUUUGGUAGGUUCUAAGGGGAGACUUGCUCUUUACUCUGUGGAAAUCCGUGCUGGGCACACACUGCAAAGUGCCUUACUGUGUCUCCACCCGGGAGUUUCACUGAUAGAGUGAGUCCAGAGUGGGUCUGAGCUGUAUGACCAAGCAUGCCAGCGCACACUCGGACUUUUUAGCUGUAUGUUGUACCUGUGAUUUCACGUCACGUUAUUAGAAGAGUUGAGGGGUACAGAAGCCCCUUGUCACUUACUGCCUCUGGGUAAGCCGUCUUGAGCCUCCGUGCUCUCCAGAGCAGCCCAUAGUAGCUAAGGAGACAGGAGGGUGCUGGUAGCCUCUGCUUUCCACAGCUGCAGUUUUAUAUUACACUUUCAAAUUAAGUUACCAGUAUUAGGAACUGGAAAAGAGUAUUCAGGCUCUGUAAGUCUUUGUGUAGCACUGAUUCUGAGUUGGCAUCAUAUGCCUAGGUGGGACGCUGGGAAGUGCAGGAGGUUGUGUGGGUUCUGGGAAACUGUGGCUCUCACAGGAUGUCCUAGCAGACCCUGCCCUGGGGUCUGCCUCUGUUCCAGAAGCUGCUGCCUGGCCUAGGCAGAGCUGUCAUUGCACACUCGUGUCUAGUUAGGUACAGGUUUGUGCAUACAGGCGAAAGUGCAGUCUGCAUGGCCCAGUCCUCAAGAGUUGCAUUGAAGCAGUGAGUUUGGUAGCCUAUAAGCUCUAGUCCAGAGAGUUCCUGACUGCUUAGGAUAUGCUGGGUCAUAGGAAGCCUUAUUUUAUCAUCCAGGAUUUAGGAUACAAUAAAAUGAGUUUAACAGUUUUUUUUUUUUUUCUUUUAAACCACUUUCUCAGUCUGAGUGCUGUGCUUUUGAAACCCAGAUCUGUACCUCAUCUCUGGAAAUCAGGCAUUGAAGCGUGGAAGUUAGUGUUAAGAGAACAAAUCCUGUUGGGUGCCAUUGUUCAAGCAAGACUUCAGGGCCCCUCCAAGGUCUACCUUUGGCCUUGGCUGAGGAUGGCACAAGUUCCAGGAGCAUGUGUGUAUCUGUAUCCAUAGCCAUCUGCAUAUGUGGGCGUGUUCUUUUCCUUCAUCAGUGGAGGUGGAGGUGGCAGAGCUGUGUGUAGGACGGAGUAGGGCAGUGGAGCCGCAGGUGCAGUCCAGUUUCUCAGUGCUCACACCCUGGAGCAGCUCAGCCCUGGAUAGGCCAAUGCUGCAGGCUUUAGUGUCUGUGGAGGAACCACAGAAAAGGAAAGAAGCAGAAUUAGAGAGAAAUGUUACUUCAUUCUCAGGUGCACUUCUGGUGGGGAAGUCAGACCCCACAUGCACCUGAGCCCUGGGGAAGAUCUGCUGCAACCAUUAUCUUUGUUCUUUAUCAUGCAUUUCAGGUGAGGGGCAGGGCGUUAGCAUACUGUGUACAUACGGACCUUUUAAAAUGAACCUUUUAAAAUGACACAUUACUGGAAAUGCUAUCUACGCGACAACAACUUAGCUAUUUGUUAGUUCUUCUGUGCUGUCUUAUCAAAUUUUGAUGGAGACACUUCCUUAAUUGUUUAUGUGUUUGUGUGUAUAUCGAUUUUUAUAAAGAUGGUAGUAAGUCAAUUCAUUUAUCCUCAUCUGUGUAUUAUUUGUUCACAAAUUCAAGAAGCAUUAAGGCAGUAAAUGCAAGUAGAUCUCAGGAGGUGAAGCGGCAGGUGAUUAUGUGUAGUCAAGUAACCUCUCUUCCUUUUGCAUUGUUUAUUUUGUCUGUAAUGUAAGUUCACUCAGCUGCUGACCUGAACAUAGCUUUGCAUUACCCUUGACCUGGCCACAUUUGUUAAAUCUUAUACUGAUAUUCUUCUUGAGGAUAAAUCUCAUCUCUUCUUUCCAAAAAAAAUGUGGCAGUAGCCUGGUGUCCUGGAUAGGCAGCUUCCUGUGUAGGCCCUGCAACCACAUCUCAGCCUCGCUGGGAGGAGAGGGGAUGGGGUGGGAGUGGGCGGUGCUUUAGCCAUCAGCAUCUUAUGUCACUAACAUGCUGUGUAACGGUCCUCCAUGAACAGCUGCUUGAGUUCCCUUAAGGAGCUUUGCUGAGUUGUGACAGCGUAGGUCCUUUGCCCAGCUUUCUGCCUGGUGCUGCAGACAGAGGCUCUGCUGCUCAGGGAAGCUGGCGAGGAACUGGCGGGGAGGGCGGGCGGAGAGUGAGGGACAAUGGCCAGUAGAGGGGCUCCCUCCACAGGGACAGGAGGCACAGGUGAGGCGAAGGGGCCUUUCUCCAAGGACUGGGGUUACGAGUAUCCCUUUUUUCUUUUGGCUUUUGUUUUUUUCUGUUUGUUUUUGCCUAUUACUUCCUUUGGUUUUAUCGGGAAGGUAAACUCAGCUCACAGACAUUGGACAGAUGAUAGUUAGACAGGCCCCAGUGACUUGAUUGCACAAGUCCAUGGAGGUCUGUGUAGCGGCUGGGUGUUGCUCUUGGUCAUCCUUGAGCUCUCUCUGGUGGCUUUCCCUGUCCUGUUGCUGGAGACAGAAUGGCCAGGGACCAAGAAGCACAUCUCUGGGGCCCGUGCUAGAUGGAUGGCUCUGGGCUUCACUGCAUUACUGCUGCCCUUCUCAGGAAUCCCUGUUUAUUUUCUUCCCUUUCUACCUGUAGGGUGCAGUCCUUCACACAGCCACUGUUAGACGGAUCUGUCCGAAUCCCCUUCGGGAACCUGCAGCCGCUCCCUGCCUUGUCUACCUAGAAUGGGAGGUGGAACGUGGGGAUAUCACUGGCUGUUGAGGAGACUGCAGGAGUUGUUCUGAAAGGGAAGGGCCCGGGAGAGAAGGGCUCAGGCUCCCUCACCAUGAAGGGAGCUACAGGAGCUUAGGUCAGCUACGGGGAACUUUCCAUACUCUGUGUUUAGGGACUGUCUCGGUGUUUUCAGCUGUUUUAAAUUCUGUAAAUAAAGUGUUACUUUGACAUUUUGAACUAUGAAUGCUGCAAAGGCAUUUAGCCUUGAUUUAAUAUUUAAUCCUAAGGAUUUUAUGUAAGGUUUUUUUGCAACCUGUUUAGUUCUUGUCAUUGAAAAUGCCUAACUUCUUAGGUACAUGAGCCCAUGGUUUUGUGUACCAGAGUGAAAGCUGAUUCAUAUUGGAUCCCCAGGUAUGCCUCCUGGUGGCACACAGGUUACGUACUCACUGUGACCUGCCAUCUCUAGAGACUGUCGUACAUACCUCAACUCUUCCCGUUGUGUUUUGUAGGAAAUUUUUUAAGCAAGAUGGGCAGACAGAACAGGCGCUUGUAGUGAGAAGUUUCUCAAGUACUUGUUUUUUCCUUUUUAUUCUGACAAUCUAAAACAUAGAGGUCUUUGUGUUGUUCUCCUUGGUUUCAUUUUACUAAUUUUAAAAGGUCUGAGAAAAUGCAGGUCCUUUAGAAUGAAGCAUCCUGUAGUUUUUUAUUUGCCACAUCCCACAUAUUGGACAAGCAGACAGACAAGCUCUGGGUUAAUCCGUACUUUUUGACAGAUUAGUAUGCUCCAGAAAGGUGUCCUUUUGACUUUCUACAUGCUUUUCUCCUAAACUAAUUUUUAUUUUAAGGGCAGAUUUAGUGGGAGCUGAUUUUAAAAGACUACUUGAAUCUUUUGUGUUCUGUGCUAUUUUCUUAGCAUAUAUAUUAUUUUAAAAUAACAUGUACACUCACACAUACAGUGACGCUCUCAGCUAAGGAACAAAAUAACCACCUGUUUUUAUAAUUCUGCUUUGCUUUUCACAGGCGUGGGAUCCAGAAUCCUUUUCCUCUGUGAGGAUUUUAACUCCUAGGCUUUAAUCCCACUGUUUAAUUUGCAGGUGCAGCAGUGACAAAGCGCAGAGUCUGAUCUCUUUCCUUUUUGAGCUGGUUCUCAGCUUGUUGGGUAUGUCUGUUUUCUUCCGGCUGCUGCUGUUGUCUUGGACUGCACCUCCGUGGGGAGUGGGCGCCCCUCCUUUCUCUUCUGUUCCUCUUUGCUGGCCGACCCAUCCCCUUCUUCACACUGGACGUUCCUUUCCUACCCAAGUGCUGCCACUCCCCACUUUCCCUGCCUCUUCCUCACCCCGUCCUAUCUUCAGCCCAACAUUCAGGACUCCACUCUGGCCGAGCAGAAUGUUUUGAAUGUCUCUGUGCAGUGUUCGUGACUCACUUUCUCUAACCCUUUCCUUUGACAGGUCUCCACUCAUGAUUUAUUCCUCCAGGUCUUUGAUUGGAGAGAAUAACAUUUUGAUUGUUAUUUUGCAGUUUGGCUCUCUGUAGGAGUAUGGGGCGACCCAAAGAUGCCAGCAUCCUGCAGCUGUGGUUGGCCGUGCAUUAAUCACCCCUUCUCUGUUUUUGUCCCUCUGCCUUCGCAGGGCCUGGGGCAUGGGUCAGUGUAGUGGUAGCGCGCCUCUCGUUCUGCUUGGAAGCAAUGGCCAUGUGGCCAUGUCACUGCCCUUGCUGACUGUGGCUCUCCUAAUGCAGUGUGCGCCUCGUGGCUGCGCCUGGUGCAGCUCGGAGGUGCUUCAUGGAGCUGUGUGUGUUGGGAGUGCACUGACUGGAAACCAAGGGAUGGCUGACUUGCUCUCUUCUGGGUUUGAUCGGCUUCCUGUUUUCUGCCACUUACACUCCGUCUGCCUCUGUGGAAAUUAUGUUGCUAUGUUCUACCCCACUUCCUCUUUGCAUUAACCCCUGUGGGAACUUUCCCAGGACUAUAUGUGAAGAAUAGUAGUGGCAUAGGUGAAAAGACCAUGUGUUGUUUUGUGUGUUGUGAUGUAUCAUUUGUGUGAUUUCAUCCUGAAAGAUGUGUUUGCACUGUAUUGUAUCUUACAAGGUAUGUCAAUAAAGUCUCACAGUGUCC
Heterocephalus glaber (naked mole-rat) is the source of this 9909-nucleotide messenger RNA. RefSeq names its product RNA binding motif protein 33 (gene Rbm33). The record is from RefSeq and is a predicted model, not a curated record. Gene Ontology annotation, molecular function: RNA binding. NCBI's taxonomy places the organism in Eukaryota, Metazoa, Chordata, Mammalia, Rodentia, Bathyergidae.